Molecule: messenger RNA, 3832 nt
Organism: Procambarus clarkii (red swamp crayfish)
Lineage: Eukaryota; Metazoa; Arthropoda; Malacostraca; Decapoda; Cambaridae
Biological process (GO): heparan sulfate proteoglycan biosynthetic process; chondroitin sulfate proteoglycan biosynthetic process
Cellular component (GO): membrane
Molecular function (GO): protein xylosyltransferase activity
Source: RefSeq, a predicted model, not a curated record
AACACCGAUGAUGAAGGCUGCGGUAACUGUAGGGGCGACGACGGCGGUGGCGGCCCUGCUGGUGAGUGUGGUGGCUGGAGAGGCGGCGGAGGACUGGUACUCCGGCAUCCCAGAGCAGUGGGAGCACCGCUACCAUCAGGCCGUGGCCGGGGACCUGGUGGUGCGGGAGUAUGUGCUCCAGGAGGUCCACCCGCGCACCGCACUCCUCUGUCCUAAAGACUUCGCUAUUGCCAAGCUCCGACUGCUGCUCCGGACGGGCGAGGACAUCAUCAGAGCCCACCCUGAGGCGGCGCUGGACGUGCCCUACGCCCACUGGCUGGUGAAGGUGGAGGAUGGUGUAGAUAGCGACGAGGAGAAGGGGUCCAGCAAGUGUCCCACCUUAAAGGCCUGCCUUGGCUACCAGGCCUGCUUCUUCAACUAUGGUGUCGAGUUCUGUCACAUGGACCCCAUCCCCGGCCAGCGUAAGGUCCUGCAGGUGACAGUUACGUGCUUGCGGGACAAGGCGAUGAAGGCGGCCCUCGUGAAGGCCAGGGAGGCCGCUGGCCAUAUUCAAGAAAUAUGUCGCCGGGCGCAUCAGGUGGUGCACCUGACCUACACGUCGCGGCUGGAGCAGGGGGUGCAGGAUUACAGGCUGACGGAGAUCCGGCCGCGGGAGGAGGCCGAGGAGGAGGUGUUCUACGGGUCGUGCCCGGCCCUGCCCUACACCCUGAGGGAGGGAUAUAGGGGUCAGUGUAACAACUCCCCUCCUGAUUCCACCACCGUGAGCGAGGCGUUGUGGUCUCUCCUCGGCAGAGUACCGUCGAGGGAGUGUAGGGAAGAGAUACGACAGAUCUACUGUUCCUUCCUCUACCACAACAAAGGUCUCUGUCUUCCGCCCUUCGUCCUCGAGCCUGGACAGGUGAGUGAGGUGGAGCCGGAGCAUCUUCGUCUGGUCUUCAACUCGUUCCCGCAGACAGGCACCCGACCGGACCUGGCGGGCUACCAGGACCUGAGGAGAGACCCCCACAAAGCCCUCAUACCAGCAAGGAUCGGCUUUCUGAUACUGGCUCACAAGGACCCCGCAGCCCUGGUACAGCUGCUGAGCAUGUUGUACCGUCCGCACCACUACUACGUCUUCCACGUGGACCGGCGCCAGGCAGCGGUGCGCGCCACUCUCACCGCUCUCCUCCAUAACCUCAUGCCCACCGCCACCAAUGUGAGAAUUGUGCCGGAGUCGAGAUCGUUCGGGGCGACGUGGGGGUCCUUCAACAUCGUGCGCGCCGAGCUGGAGGCCUUCGAGGAGCUGCUCCGAAUGGGCGUCUGGGACUUCGCGGUGAAGAUGAGCGGCUCGGAGUUGCCACUCAGGGACGUGGACGACUUGAGUGCCACCCUGGCGCCCUACAGAGGCUACAGCUUCCUCCCAGUGUUCGGUCAGAGGAACAAAGACAUGAACGCCGACCAGGGGCUGGUGUUGGAUGUGUGGCACGGGUGUGAAGGUUACGUCUACAAUGUGACGAGGGCGGGAGGUCAGCCAUACCCAGAAGAGAUACCCAUCCAUACAGGAUCACAGUGGGCGGUGAUGAGUCGUGACCUGGUGGACUACUCAGUAACCUGGAGCCGUCGGAAUAGUCGUCUGAACCGCUGGCACUUCCACCUGCAGACCUCCAUAGUCCCCGACGAGUCCUACUUCCCCACCGUCGCUAUGAACUCCCCAUAUAAGAAUCGGAUCCUUCCUUUGGGGUUCCACUGGUUGAGGCGGUUUGAGGGCCUCAACACCAUCUUUCUCUGUCGUCACAUGGAAGACGCCGACUUCUGUGGCCAGGGCCCGGGACCGAUCGAAGACGAGAACUUGAAGGAAAUGUUGGAGGCAUCACACAGGUAUUUCUUGGCCAGGAAGUUCUACACCCACGACAUCAACCACUCAACCAGGAAAAAGAUAGCGGAACAUGUGAGGACCAAUUACUACCAGAAUCUGAAGAGACACCUGCCGGCGGCCCUCCUGCAGCAGCUGACCCACCUCGCCUUCCCCCUUCUACAGCAGCAGGUGGCUGCCCAUCCUCAUCUAGCCCACCUCAGCCUCACCCCCGGGGCUGUGCUGGGGCUCCGGGUGAUGCCCCGUCUCCACCUGACCAACCCGUGCUGUUCUCUGCCCUUCGAGAGGUCCUUCAAGAGUACGCAGGAGUUCUUCUACUGGGUAGACUUUUCCCUUGUGGAGGAGGUGGAGGGGAGAGUGGUUGGCGGGGCUCGAGCAGGGGUGGCCCCAAGGGCGGCGUGCGACUGCUACCCUGACGGGCACCUGAGGGCCCUCAGGUACACCACCUACCACCAGGACCUCGCCGCUACCCCAAGCACGUCAUCAGAUGAACCCAAGUCAGCGCUCUCUAUCAAUCUGCCAUUGCCGUUCGCGAUGCCAGGAGUGGACACGGUGUUCGUGGAGCUGUGGUUCCACGCCGGGGAGCGCAGCCUCACCCCAGACUGCCGCAAGAGGACCAGACCCACGGGCACGCCUAUGGAAUUCCGCAAUCUGAAUAUUACCGGAGUGACGGGAGAUCCACUGGACGUGAUUGUGCAGCUAGUCGAUCCUAGAGGGAACGUGAGGUGCGAGGAGCACAAAACAGAGUACUGGGACAAGGACCACAUCUUCCUCAAUGGAGACGGGGAAAUGGUUGAGAUGGCGUCCUUCUUCCCCAUCUCUUGCGGUGUCAUGGAACACGGCCCCUGGACAGUCCGUGUCUUUCAGGAUGGGGUUGAAGAUGCCCGGCACUACGAGCUUCCUGUGGUCGUCCUGCCAGGAGUCCAAGACAUGCCCCUUGACCCGCACCAGCUGGAGCGCGUUGAUCUUCUUCAGGGACUCUGGACUGUAGAGCAGGCAGCGCUCCUCCCUUUCAACGACUACUACGGGGACUCUCCCAAGUUGCCAGAAAGAAACCCCAGUCCUCCAGUUUAUCGUCCAAAGUCAAAAGAUAAAAAGAACGGGGAGGUGAAAGAGAAAACAGGAGAAGCAAAGGCACACAUCAAAGACACCAUCCAUGACCCCAGGAGUUGUGGAUCACUGAAAGAGGAACGCCAUUUUGGUCUUCACCACUACGACUCCACCAGACAGCAAGAGGCCUGCAGGCUGCCUGCCGGAGGUGAAGGAGGAGCCGACGGAACUGCUGCAUGAGACACACGGCUCAUAAAUACCCCAAAAGGAGGAAAAGAAGGAAGACAAACUGUAAUGACGAUGAGGAUGAAGAGACCAUGGAGUGGACGAAAAUGAGCGAAGGUGGACAGCCUGGACAAAAGUGUUUGGCAAAAAUAGACACUUUAUAUUUACUGUCUGUAAUAGAAGCAGUAGGAGUGAUGGUACUAAACAUCGUGACGAAAUAUUAAUAAUAGUAGUAGUAUUUUCAGUCAGAACAACAGGAAUUAGAUGGGAAAAAAUAGCCGGAAUGCAAUGACACCAGCCCACACUGCACGGUCCCACACUAUACCAGCCCACACUGCUCGGUCCCACACUAUACCAGCCCUCACUACACCAGCCCACACUGCUCGGUCCCACACUAUACCAGCCCUCACUACACCAGCCCACACUGCUCUACCUCAUACUACACCAGCCCACACUGCUCUACCUCACACUACACCAGCCCACACUGCUCGGUCCCACACUAUACCAGCCCUCACUACACCAGCCCACACUGCUCUACCUCAUACUACACCAGCCCACACUGCUCUACCUCACACUACACCAGCCCACACUGCUCGGUCCCACACUAUACCAGCCCUCACUACACCAGCCCACACUGCUCUACCUCACACUACACCAGCCCACACUGCUCUACCUCACACUACACCAGCCCACACUGCUCUACCU